CGGAGUUACUCCAGGCGCUUCGGUUCGGUGGUGUCUCCUCACUCUUUUUCCGUGUCCCGGCUCUCUUCGGCGGCCAUGGGCCUCCCGCCGAAGCUCGAGGUUUUGCUCUACGCCGUCAACACGCUGCUGCGCAAGCGGCGCUACCACGCCGCGCUGGCGGUGCUCAAGGGCUUCCGCAACGGAGCCGUCUAUGGAGCUAAAAUCCGUGCACCCCAUGCUCUGGUCAUGACGUUUCUCUUCAGAAGAGGAAGCCUAAAGGAGAAGAUCAAGGCAAUUGUUCAGGCCACAUACACUCAUUCCCGAAACCUGGCUUACUUUGUUUUUACCUACAAAGGCUUGUGUGCCUUGCAAUCUCGUGUCCAGGGACAGACCUUCCAGUUUCAUUCCUUCCUGGCAGCCUGUAUUGGAGGUUGGUUGGUUUUUGGAGAAAAUAAUAACAUCAACAGUCAGAUUAACAUGUACCUGCUGUCAAGAACCCUGUUUGGACUGGCCCGGCUAGCAGUUGAGAAAGGCUUCAUCCCAGAGCCAAAACAGGAUCCCUUUCCUUUGUUUUCCGCUGUCAUCUGGGGACUCAUCCUCUGGCUCUUUCAAUACCACAGACACACCCUUCAGCCAUCUCUGCAGUCCUCCAUGACAUAUCUCUAUGAUGACAGCAACGUGUGGCAUGACAUUUCUGAUUUCCUUAUUUAUAAUAAAAGCAGCUCUGGGAAAUAAUCCAUAGGCUUCGGGAAAACUGGAUAGUGGUAUGCUCUGUUGUGGUCAGGGCAAAAGUGGAUGGCUUUUUUGGUUGUUGUUCUAUCAUAAACCUAAAGGGUUUUCAGAUGGAUUUUUACCAUCCCUUCAAUUAGUUUCUUGGUUAUUUUUUAAACAAACACUAUGCCAUUUUUUUCCAUUAGUUUUUUUAGUCAACAAAAAUUUCCAUCACGUUUAAUUUCAUUGGAAUAGGGGUCCUAACCCAUUUUACAAUGUAAAGAACUGUUGUUGUUGUUUUUUAAAUCCAUAUAUACUGUGUAAUGACAGGGAGCUAUUUAGAUCAUCAGUGGAAAACAAAUCAUUUUCAUUAAAAAAAAACAACCAAAAACCCAACACAACUCUGUUCCUAGGUAACUAUGUAUAGAGAACACAUCUUUCCAUUGCUUCAAAUGAUUUUACAGUAGAAGCACAGAUUUGGACGGGGUCUUAGAAGUCAUCUAGUUCAAUCUCCCUUCAGAAUCCCUUCCAUAGUUUCCCCAAGAAGAGGUCAUCCAGCCUCCAACAUGAUUCUCUAAACAUUGCAUCCCUGUGCAAUUUUUUCCUGCUUUAGAAGAUAGUAGUACUUCUCUAAAUAAUUCACUGGUUUCUUUAAGGGUAAUUGUGUAUUUCUUCUGACUCAAACUGAAAAAACUAUUUGUUUCUUAGUGAUGUCAUUUUUUAGAACCCAAUCAGUGAUAAUUGAGUUAGAAUUUCUUUCAUCUUAUCUUUCAUUCCUCCACUCCUGUGAAGUGUGUUUAUAGGUUUGUGAGAAUCAAGUUUUCCAUCAGACUCUCUCCUGGAAUGGGGGACAAAGUCAUCCUUUAGGGAACCAAAAAGACUGUAAACCUAGACUUUGAAAUAACAAUCUCUGUAUGUAAUAAUUUGUGCAAACCUGGUUUGCUUUGCACAAAGAAUAAGGCAAGUCACAGAGUACUGGACUAGGGCCAUUUGUGCUUGGGAGAAGCUGAUGGGGACCUGGUCCGGGUGCUGGCAAGUCCCACUUAGAAACACUGACGAGAAAGCAAAGGGUGACAUCAAGAAGAGAUGAGAAUGAAGCACAUGUUCAGCCCUCCAAGCCUCACCUCCUGCCCACUAUCCCCUUGUGCAUCCUAGUUCAUCCAUGGUUCCUGAUCCUAAUAGCAUAGAUCAGCGAAGGUAUCCAUACCCUUCCCUCCUACUUUCCUGGAUUAGGCAUCUUCUCCCGGGAUAGUCUAUGAAUGAAUUGAGGCCUGACAGGGCUUAUAGCCUUUAUAGCCUUUUUAGCAUAUAGAAUGCUGAAGAGAAUUUCCCCUUUUCUAGGCUUUCUUAGGCAGCUUUCACAAGACUCUUUGCAUAAAUGACUUAAACAGCCACAUCUUUGCCAGACUUACCUUUUGUCUCCCUACCCCCUGCCCUUUUUUUCUGUCAGCUUCUGUUACUUUGGGCCUCUCUGGCUUUUUGGACCUUGGGAAGGGUCAUAAAGGGUCUGGGUUCAAUUUUUAGCUCUGUUCCUAGUUCUGUGACUUUGAGAAGUUGCUUUCUUUUUCUUUUUCUUUUUCUUUUCUUUCUUUCUUUCUUUUUUUUUUUUUAGUGAGGCAA
Molecule: messenger RNA, 2310 nt
Organism: Dromiciops gliroides (monito del monte)
Lineage: Eukaryota; Metazoa; Chordata; Mammalia; Microbiotheria; Microbiotheriidae
Gene: PXMP4
Product: peroxisomal membrane protein 4
Exons: 4
Coding region: 76-714 (212 amino acids)
Cellular component (GO): peroxisomal membrane
Source: RefSeq, a predicted model, not a curated record